This is a messenger RNA of Cryptomeria japonica (Japanese cedar), 1279 nucleotides long. Its product is annotated as expansin-A10. The record is from RefSeq and is a predicted model, not a curated record. Gene Ontology annotation, biological process: plant-type cell wall organization. The transcript is spliced from 3 exons. Lineage: Eukaryota; Viridiplantae; Streptophyta; Pinopsida; Cupressales; Cupressaceae. Gene Ontology annotation, cellular component: extracellular region. The coding region runs from base 184 to 924 and encodes 246 amino acids.
CUUCAUUCAAACUUCUCUUCUCUUCUCUUCUAUCCCUGCCACGCCUUUAUCCCCCACGAAGCUUUUCCUAUAUAAUACAAUCCCCUCCUUCCGGGUUUCUCAUCCCAUUUCCUUCUCACUAAGCUUCGUUGACCCAGUGCUUUACUCUCAAUUUUUUCCCUUGGGUUUCCCCUGCAUUAGGAGAUGGCUUGUUUGGGGCUUCUUGUUGUGGUGAGUAUGUCUGUAUUGGCUCAGCUUGCACGUGCUUCAGACUGGACUAAUGCCCACGCUACGUUCUAUGGAGGUAGCGAUGCAUCUGGAACGAUGGGUGGGGCAUGUGGGUAUGGAAAUCUUUACAGCCAAGGGUAUGGCGCCAGCACUGCAGCUCUGAGCACUGCCCUUUUUAACAAUGGCUUGAGCUGUGGAGCAUGCUAUGAGAUCAAAUGCAAUGACGACCCACAAUGGUGCCUUCCCAACUCAAUCGUUGUAACCGCCACUAACUUCUGCCCGCCCAACAAUGCCCUGCCUAACGACAAUGGCGGAUGGUGCAAUCCUCCCCUGGAGCAUUUUGACCUCUCACAGCCCAUUUUCCAGGACAUUGCCAAAUUCAAAGCCGGCAUUGUCCCUGUUAUGUACAGAAGGGUCCCCUGUCAAAGAAAGGGAGGAGUUCGAUUCACCAUUAAUGGCCACUCCUACUUCAACCGGGUUCUCAUCACCAAUGUUGGAGGAGCAGGGGAUGUCAAAGCCGUUUCAAUCAAGGGGUCUUCUACUGGUUGGCAGGAUAUGUCACGGAACUGGGGCCAAAACUGGCAGAGCAACAGUUUUCUGAACGGUCAGAGCCUGUCAUUCAAGGUGACCACCAGCGAUGGAAGGACUGUUACCUCCUACAAUGUGGCUCCAAGUGGCUGGCAAUUUGGCCAGACUUUCAGCGGCUCCCAGCUUUAAACUAGUUUAUAUUCUAGCUAAACCAGUCUGUGUCUAAUGGUCAAUCGGGUUACAGAUAUCGAUUCUAGAAGAGUUGGCCCGUGAGUACUUUUAGUUUGUUUUACUUUGUGUUUGAUAGUUAUCAGCUAUCUUGUAAAGCGUUUCGGGUGUCGCCGCGGUGGCUGCGGAUUACAGUGCUACCCGCUCUCGAAACGACCGGUAAUCAUAUUCUGCUGCAAAAAUAGUUGUUGACAGUGUUGAGUGUUGAGUUGCAGAUUUGCAGAGGUGGUUUUGUCGCCACCCGCCAUCUAUUUCGAGUAAUGUAAACGUAUGCUCUUACAAAGUAAUCAUAAUAAUAAUAUGUUUCUGUUAUAUA